AUGGACAAGUACCUCCGCCUCCUCAAGAUGGGGAUGCCCCGCGAGCACGUCGAGCUCAAGAUGCGCGCCGAGGGCGCAGAUCCGUCUCUGCUGCCGUCGCCGUCGGUAGCCGCCGACGCCUAUGUACCCCCGCCGCCCAAGAAGAUGUUUACGGUUCACUUGUCAGGCGCUGGUCAUCCGGUGGCGGCGCCGUCCUUGCGCGAUCGGCAGCGCCGAUGGCUCCAAAAGACGCUCGUCUCGUUCGGGCGGGCCACGCCCACACCCGACGACGUGUACAUCAAAGCCAAAGAUCGCUUCCUCGGGUUGCUCAAGAGCAUUCUGGACAUUCGCGGGAGCUUGUCGCGCUACAAGGCCGUGCUGCCGCAGUACUCGCUCGCGUGCGCGCAGCUGGGCGUCGACGUCUGGUGUGUCACGAGCGCCGAGGCGGUCGGGCGGCAAAGCGUCGCGGCCGAGACCUUUCGCCACGCCAUGUGUGCCAUCAACGAAAAGCAGGAGAUCAAAUCUCACUUUUUCAAUGCGGACGCGGUGCUCUCGGGUGCGAUUCAGUUUGUGGACAUUCACAUUCGCACCAUGGAGUCGUUCAAGCCUGCGAUGCAGCACCGCGAAGCGCUCAAGCUCGACUACGACAGCUUUGAACGGAGUGCACACGCCAUGCGCCGCGCCAAACGCAGUGUACCCGAGCUCUCGAGAGCCGAUGCCAAUGUCGCGACGGCCCGCACCGCGCUGGACGCUGCCACCUUGCAUUUGUUUCGGAUUUUCGCCAAGUACGAAGCACAGCGUGAUACGAUGCUCGAUGGCGAGCUUGAAAUGGUGCGCCAGGUCAUGCACACGUUCUACGACAAGAGCGCCGAGGUCACGCGCUUCACGAUCGACACGCAAGUGGAUGGCGCCGCUCUACGCGCCAAAGAAGACAGCCUCUUGGCAGCGAUGGCAUCCAAGGGACUCUUGACGCCACCACCGGAAAAGGACAGCUCGACUGUCAUGGAAGACGUGGAGCUUGGGGAACCAGAGACCAACUGGACCCAGCAGCUCCACUCGUACCGGUCGCACUGCCCCAAGAUACCCGAGAUCAAACGCAAGCGCGUCGAGCAGCCAUGA
Messenger RNA from Saprolegnia parasitica CBS 223.65, 1098 nucleotides. RefSeq lists its product as hypothetical. Gene Ontology annotation, cellular component: WASH complex. Lineage: Eukaryota; Oomycota; Saprolegniomycetes; Saprolegniales; Saprolegniaceae. The transcript is spliced from 7 exons. The record is from RefSeq and is a predicted model, not a curated record. Bases 1 to 1098 code for a protein of 365 amino acids.